AGGCGGCCAAGAAUUAGCGCGCCAAAUUCGCUACAGCUGCGACCGUUUUUCCUAAACUUGUGUGUCACUUUCUCUCUCUGAAACUCUUCCUCUUUCUCUCUCUACCCCCUCUUCGUCUGUCGUGCGUCUGAUCAUUGCGAAUCUGCCCAAGCUCAUUUCAUAAUUCAGGCGAAGUAUCAUGAAUUCACUCAUAAUUCUGGAAAAUUUACUGCCAUUCUUGGUGAAUCUUAACUGGAUCAGUAUUAAUUUUGGCCGGAUCACCGAGUAAAUUAUGUGACGUUAUACAAGUGUCGGGGAAGGAUUUCCGAGAUCGGCUCAAGCAAGCUUAGCUCAAGGUUUUGGUGGAAGGAUUGUCUUUUCUAGGCAGGUUGAUGAUUUUGGCCAUACAAGAGUGCAUUGCCAUCACCCACGAAGAUUACACGGAUGGUUGGGAUAAAUAGGUUUUUCUGGCGAAUUCCCAAGAUUUGUUAAAGAUGGAAUGGCAGAUCUUGCUAGUUAUGGCAAUCCUGACCGUGACGUCGAGCAGGCACUCAUUGCCUUGAAGAAAGGGACACAGUUGCUCAAGUACUGCAGAAAGGGGAGGCCUAAGUUUCGAUCAUUCAGACUUUCUUCAGAUGAAACAACAUUAAUCUGGUACUCUAAAGGAUCAGAAAGGCACUUGAAGUUAUCAUCUGUUUCACGGAUUAUUCCUGGACAGAGAACCCCUGUUUUUAAAAGAUUUUUGCGCCCAGAUAAGGAGUACUUGUCAUUUUCGCUCAUAUAUAAUGAUGGUGAAAGAUCUCUUGAUCUGAUCUGCAAGGACAAAACUGAAACUGAGAUCUGGCUUACUGGCCUGCAGACUUUAAUAUCAGCUCGCCAAGCAUAUACCAAACGGACUAGAAGUGAAAUUUCUGAUUUGCAUGGUUGUGGUGAUACCUCUCAAGAUCAUCGCCCAUUUGGAGCAAGACUGGAACUUUCGUCAAGUAUCCACAGCAGAGUCUCCACCGAUAGUCUUCGUGAUAAUUACUGGAAUAGUUCUAGCUCACAUGCAGGAUCUGAAUGUGCAAGUAUGCAAAUUCGAACGAGUGGUGCAGAUGGUUUCCGAAUUAGUGUCUCAAGUACUCCUAGUUGUUCAAGUACGGGUUCUGGACCAGAUGAUAUAGAAUCACUUGGUGAUGUUUAUGCGUGGGGAGAGAUUUGGUCUGAUGGACUAACAGAUGGAACCGGGAAGCCAAUCCCAGUAAAAAGUGAUGUUUUCUCUCCUAAGCUGUUGGAGUCAAAUGUAGUUCUUGACGUACACCAAAUUGCUUGUGGUGUUCGGCACAUUGCUCUUGUUACUAGACAAGGCGAUGUUUUUACAUGGGGAGAGGAAUCUGGUGGCAGGCUAGGUCAUGGAGUUGAGAAGGACUUCAGUUGUCCUCGACUACUAGAAUUUUUUGCUGUUACAAGUGUUGACUUUGUUGCAUGUGGCGAGUUUCAUACAUGUGCAGUGUCUGCAUCUGGUGAUUUAUACACCUGGGGUGAUGGUACACAUAAUGCAGGACUUCUUGGUCAUGGAAAUAAUGUCAGCCACUGGAUACCAAAACGAGUAUGUGGAUCUUUAGAAGGCCUUCAUGUUUUAUCAGUUGCUUGUGGCACCUGGCAUACAGCAUUGACAACUUCAACCGGACAACUGUUUACUUUCGGAGAUGGAACAUUUGGGGCUCUAGGUCAUGGUGAUCGUGAAAGCAUUCCGUAUCCAAAGGAGGUUGAGUCGCUGAGUGGUUUGAAAACUGCUGCUGUUUCCUGCGGAGUGUGGCAUACUGCUGCUAUUAUAGAAGUUACAAAUCAGUUGGGUCCAAAUAUUUCCUCAAGAAAGUUAUUCACCUGGGGUGAUGGUGAUAAAAAUCGACUGGGUCAUGGAAGCAGUGGGAUGCAUCUUUACCCAACUUGUGUUUCUGGUCUUAUUGAUUACAACAUCCAGCAGGUAGCAUGUGGAGAUAACAUAACUGUUACCCUUACUACGUCCGGCCAUGUCUUCACAGUGGGAAGUAACGUACAUGGUCAGCUAGGCAAUCCACAAUCUACUGGAAAGUCCCCUUGCUUAGUACAAGACAAAUUAGUUGGAGAGUUUGUUGAACAAAUAGCAUGUGGUGCCAAUCAUGUUGCAGUCCUCACUUCAAGAAGCGAAGUAUUUACCUGGGGAAGAGGAGCCAAUGGUAGACUAGGACAUGGGGACUUAGAAGACCACAAUGUCCCGACAUUGGUAGAAGCUCUCAAGGACAGGCUCGUGAAGAGCAUUGCGUGUGGCUCAAACUACACGGCGUGUAUAUGCAUCCACAAGUGGAUGUCUGGGGCAGAUCAAUCAGUUUGCACAGCUUGUAGGCAGGCAUUUGGUUUUACUCGAAAGCGACACAACUGUCAUAACUGUGGGCUGGUGCAUUGCCAUGCUUGCAGUUCCAAAAAGGCACUGCGGGCAGCUCUUGCUCCGACUCCUGGGAAACCACAUCGAGUCUGUGAUGCUUGCUAUCUAAAACUUAAAAGGGCUCUAGAUGUUGGAAAAACAGCGACUUUAACUCGAAGAACAACGGGUCACCGUCGCUCGCUGGAUCUCACUGUUAGGGGAGAUAGGUCAGACGGAAGAACUUCAAGACUUCUGCUUUCCCCCACUCUGGAACCAAUCAAGUACCUUGAAGUCAAGUCUGGAAUGUCUGGAACAAGAUCUGAUAACUAUGCCUUAGUGCGUGCUUCGCAGGUUCCAUCACUAUUACAGCUCAAGGAAAUUGCUUUCCCAAGUUCACUUAGUGCCCUUCAGUUGGCUCUAAAGCCUGUUAUCGCAUCAACUGCAAAUCCUCAACAGGCCCAGCUGCAAUCUCAAUCCAACUCAAGACCUGCUUCCCCUUACUCGAGAAGACCAAGUCCUCCACGAUCAGCAACUCCUGUAUUUUCAAGGGGUGUCAUCGAUAGUUUAAAGAAGGCAAAUGAUCAUUUAAACCAAGAAGUUUCCAAACUGCAUGGCCAAGUUAAAAGUUUAAAACAAAAAAGUGAAGACCAAGAUACAGAAAUCCAGAAGUUAAAGAAAACUGCUGAGAAUGCUACUUCAUUAGCUGCUGAUAGAUCUUCCACGUGUAUUGGAGCAGUGCAAGCCUUUAAGACCAUCGCAGAUCAAUUAAAAGAAAUCACAGAGAAGUUUCCAGCUGAUAUAUCUGAGAGUGAAUCCAUUAAAGCAGUACAUGCUCAAGUUGAAUCUUUUCUGGAUAAAUAUGGGGCUCAAGCUGAAGAAAAUUCUUCUUUGCCACCAGAACGGAGACCUGACCAACAGAUUCAUACCGAGGAAAUGGCAUUAUCCUUUGUAUCAAAUAGCAAGGAAGAUCAUAAAACAGAAGAUCAAGCCAAUCCUGGCGUUCAGGACAGGCCCCAGGAUAUUGAAGGAACUCCAGAAGAAAUCAACGGAUCAUCUGUUUCUGAUAGAAAAGGCAUGAAUCAGUCAAGUGGAGACAGUGGCUUCGGGACGCCUCCAGCUGCAAAGACUGAGGGACAAAAAGAAGUCAUUGAGCAGUUUGAACCAGGUGUUUAUGUAACUGUUGUUGUACGUGCAAACGGGACCAAGAUCUUCAAGAGGGUUAGAUUCAGCAAGCGAAGGUUUGCCGAGCAGCAGGCAGAAGAAUGGUGGAAAGAAAACAAAGAUAGACUACUGCAAAAGUACAGUCCGAAAAUAACUAACAUGCCGGUGGAAGCAAAUGCAGUUCAGCCGGAAGCUCAGGAAGCUAAUGAGGCAGCACAAUCUUCAUAGGAAAGGAUUUUUGCAGAUAGAUUGUAUAGAAGGAGUAACUUGGAAACAUAGGUGACUGAGAAUUCUCUCUAAUUAAUCUGGCAUGAAGAACUCUUUCUUGACAAUGCAUAGAGAUAUAUAUAGAAUUGUAAUAUUUUGGUUCCACAUUAAUCUUCAUGUUCGUGUUCUGGUUUAACGGAGGUAGCACUAGAUUUAGACAAUGAAAAACAGCUACCCUUUAGAGAAAAUGGGGUCUGUUUUGGACGUUUUGAAAAGGACAUUGUUGUAAUAAAUUCAACAUAUAUUACAGAACAAGUAGUCAUGUAUAGAUUUUGAUAUAUGUUUUGGGAAGAACGUGGUUCUGCUA
Molecule: messenger RNA, 4097 nt
Organism: Sesamum indicum (sesame)
Lineage: Eukaryota; Viridiplantae; Streptophyta; Magnoliopsida; Lamiales; Pedaliaceae
Product: PH, RCC1 and FYVE domains-containing protein 1
Molecular function (GO): metal ion binding
Source: RefSeq, a predicted model, not a curated record